Messenger RNA from Echinostoma caproni, 1419 nucleotides. NCBI's taxonomy places the organism in Eukaryota, Metazoa, Platyhelminthes, Trematoda, Plagiorchiida, Echinostomatidae. The record is from the annotation of a GenBank genome assembly.
AUGUCUCCAGGUUUGGACCACACAUAUCAGGAUAAUUAUGUUAAGUUGCCGCAUGCCAGCCAACUGUUCGGUCGUUCACAGGGUGCUGGUCUUAACGGGAAUGCGGAAUACUACUUCGAAGAGCCCUUAAUACCCAAUGGAUUCCUUUCUCUCGAGGUCACGGAAGCAGCUUGCAGCUGUAUGUUGGCCCAGUUAUAUGAAGCAAAGCAGCGAUCUGCCUCUCCAUUAACUCAGGAAAGAAUCGUUUUGGAAGAGUUUGGUCGAUGUUUGGAGCAAAUAAUUGAUUCUGCAGCAAAGUUGCAGACUACUACGGUUACAUCGGAAAACAUGAACUAUGCUCCGUACGAUGUGAACACAAAUCCAGAUUUUGUCACCAUUCUUCCAUCUUCUGAAGAAAUAGCAAUGCAGGUCGCCUCGAAUGCGACUGGCGACAGCUCAACGGUUAUCAAUUAUCUCAAUGAUUCGAGGACAAACAAUAUGGGUCCAGUAGAAUCAUAUGGAAAUAAAGAACUAGAAUUAUUACAAUAUUCUGAGCCCUUAGAUCCCUCUUUCGGAGCACAACUUCAUUGCGUGCCACAAUCGGAAAAAUUUGUUGCCCCUGAAAAUUCCAGCAUGAAUGCGUUGGGAGUGAUGACUGUUGUUCCCUAUCAAGUGGAUCCUUCAAUCGCUCCAAACUUAAUGUGUCAACCAAUCAUGAAGCUCAUGAGUGGAACACAAGACGAAAAUGCUCCAAAUAACUCUGGUUCCACGGAACAGUAUUUCUCUACUCAGUUAAAAUCAUCCGAUCCGGAACAGCUCAGUUAUCCGCCUAGGCGUGCAGAAGAACCGUAUGUGACCCAAAUGCGCAGCCCCCGUAUGACCCAAAUGAAUCCCAUCCACGGUGUUCUUACACCGAAUACAUCAUCUAAUAUUAUGGCUCAUUCCGGAACUAUUCCUAUUCCACCAUCUCAACUCAGUCCUGAAGGUCCAGUUAUUCUAACCGUGCCGAGUCAUAUGAACAAUUUUGGUGAAUUGAAACUGGGCGAUGAGGAUGAGGAUGAAGAAGCGCAAAACGCGGCGGCUGCGCUUCUGAAUGAUACUGCAUGCGCGCAACAGGCAACCCGAUUUACCGAACUGACAGAACCUGCGUGUUUGUCCAGUUCAACUGACCCAUUUGUCUAUAGAAAUUUGAACAUAUUGGAAGCUAACAGUCCAAGUAAUCAGCCAACGAUGACUCACUCAGAGAGUAUGGUGUUGCGCUCAGGUGGAUCCCAUCCGACUCAAGUGUCCAUGAACCAAUUGUCAGUGGUUACUCAGCCAGCAUUCCAAGCACCGAUACUUGGUGACACGGAAAAUUAUGAUUCACUUCCCUACGCAAGUCAAUCGGUUGACGAAAAUGCGAACUUUUUGAAACAGGAAAUGGAUUUUUUUAAUUUGUAA